Oppia nitens is the source of this 2311-nucleotide messenger RNA. RefSeq names its product annulin-like. Gene Ontology annotation, molecular function: protein-glutamine gamma-glutamyltransferase activity. The record is from RefSeq and is a predicted model, not a curated record. Bases 44 to 2311 code for a protein of 755 amino acids. The transcript has 16 exons. NCBI's taxonomy places the organism in Eukaryota, Metazoa, Arthropoda, Arachnida, Sarcoptiformes, Oppiidae. Gene Ontology annotation, biological process: peptide cross-linking.
GUGUGUGUUGAGUGUAUAGUUUAGCAUUUGAAUCCAACAACAGAUGUUUAGUAGGAAUCGCUACAGAAUCGGCCGAAUUAGAUGCGAUCGAAUGGGUAAUUGUUUUGCUUGGCUUAGACCUACUCGGGUCAGGUUCCCACCUCCCAGUAGAUACGGAUUUGAUAAUAGAGUCGUUCCCGAGAUAAAGUCAGAUGCUUUAGUAUUACGUAAAACAGAUUUUUUAAUUGAAAGCAAUAGUUGGGAACACAGGACUGAAAAAUAUUCGGUCACUAAAAGAGAUUAUAAUCAACGACUAGUUAUCAGAAGAGGUUCACUCUUUGAAUUAAAGUUUACAUUUCAACGACAAUACAACCGAUUAAAUGAUGUAAUAAAUCUUGUGUUUACUGUUAAAGAUGCCAAGAGAGGAGAGUUUACUAAAGAAACCCAAAUAGUAGUUCCUGUGUUUGACGACCGAAAUACAUCCAAUCUGUCCAUUGUUUUAGAAGAUGAAUGGAUCGCACGUAUAAUAAAAGUCGAAGGAUUUAAUGUUUCAAUAGAGAUAUCUUCAUCUUCUUCAGCCAUUAUUGGCGAAUAUAAUCUGAGUGUUGAAACAAAGUCAUUAAGACAUGAAGUUUUUCUGCCAAAUCCAGUCAUUGAAUCAUUUUAUAUAUUAUUCAAUCCGUGGAAUAAAAGAGAUUCGGUAUUUUUAAAGGACAGGGAUGCCAGAGAAGAAUAUGUUUUAAGCGAAAGUGGUAUAAUUUGGAGGGGAACUCAUGAGCUAUUGAAGCCAACGCCUUGGCAUUUUGCACAGUUUGACGAUUUGGUUUUAGAGGCCAGUCUGUAUGCACUGUCAAAAGUGGGAAGACUUAAUGUCGUUGACAGAGGUGAUCCGGUUAAAGUGUGUCGACAUAUUUCGGCCAUUGUCAACAGUGUUGAUGAUAAUGGUAUAGUUGUGGGAAACUGGAAGGAAGAUUUCAGAGGAGGUACAGCACCUACAGAUUGGCACGGUAGUCAAGCAAUAUUGUCACAGUUUUAUAAAAACAAACGGCCCGUCAAAUAUGGCCAGUGCUGGGUAUUUUCGGGUGUUUGUGCUACUGUUUGUCGGGCUAUUGGCAUACCAUGUCGUGUCAUCACAUGUUAUCAAUCAGCUCACGACACACACAGCAGUAUAACUGUUGACAGAUUUUUCGAUGAAGAAGGAGAACCAAUCAAAAGUCUUAAUACAGACUCUAUUUGGAACUUUCAUUCAUGGGAUGAGGUUUGGAUCAAACGGCCUGACCUAUCGAUGUCCGGUGCUUACGAUGGAUGGAAUGUUAUCGACUCAACACCUCAGGAGCCAUCAGAUGGACUGUACAGAUGUGGUCCAACAAGUGUGGUGUCAGUGAAAAAAGGAGAAGUCGAGCGACCAUAUGAUGCAAAGUUUGUAUACUCGGAAGUCAACGCCGAUGAAGUCUAUUGGUUGUACUUCGGACACAAACAACCCGUCAAAUUUCUAACACAUUAUACUGAUUCAAUUGGUAUCAAAAUAUCAACAAAAGCUAUUCUGAGGAACACUCGGGUAGACAUCACUGACAACUAUAAGCACAAAGAGAAGAGCGCUGAGGAAAGGGAGACAAUGAUUAGGGCUUUAAGAAUGGCUCGAAACCAAUACUCCAGAUAUUAUCUCAACGAAAAGUUUGAAGACAUUCGCUUCGAGUUCUCUCUCAUUGACGAUGUGGUCAUUGGACAACCCUUUACAGUGCGCUUAAAAAUGUAUAAUAAAAGUAAUAAAGUCUAUACUGUUAAUGCAAUUGUUGGCAUCAGAAGUACAUCAUAUACUGGUGUCACCCGAUCUAUCGUCAAAAAAGAUAGACAAGAAUUACAAGUCGGACCACAAACAGAAGAAGAGCUCAUAAUUGUGGUCACAUAUAGUGAAUAUGAAAAACAUUUGUUGGAUCAAAGUAUCUUCAAUAUCACAGUUAUGGCUAAUGUUCUCGAAACUGACUUUCAAUACUACGCUAUGGAUGACUUUAGAUUACGAAUGCCUGAUAUCAAGAUUGAGACAAUUGGUGACAUUAUUCAAGGAAAGCCUUUCACAUGUAAUGUCUUUUUCAGGAAUCCUUUGCCAAAAUCCUUGACAAAUGGUGUAUUCACUAUAGAAGGUCCCGAUUAUUCAAAUAGAUUACGAUAUCCAUUGAAAACGCCAAUAUUUCCCGAUACCGAAGCUCGUGCAACGUUCCGAUUGGUGCCGAAAACAUCGGGCGAGCGGACAAUUAGUGCCAAAUUUAUGUCAAAUGAGUUGCGAGACGUCGACGGAUUCAAAAGUAUCAAAGUUUCCGCCAAUAUGACAUAA